CCAGCGCGUCGCGGGCGGGCCGCGGCGGCGGCGCCCGCGGCCGCCGGAGCGCAGCGGCGGUGCCGGCCGAGGGGCUGGCGCCGGAGACGACCCGCAUGCUUGGCUUGAGCAGGUGGAAGAUGAGAAGUGUAUCGGGUGGGCGAAGUCUCGCAAUGCGCACGCGCUGGCCGCGCUGGGGGACCCCCACGAGGACCCGCUGUACAGGCGCCUCCUCGACAUCUACGACAGCAAGGAGAAGAUUACGCACGUUGCCAAGACGGGGCAGCUGUAUUACAACUUCUGGCAAGAUGCCGACCACGUGCGCGGCGUCUGGCGCUGCACCACGUGGGAGGAAUUCAGGAAGCCGCCCGCGGAGGUGUCCUGGGAGACGGUGCUCGACGUGGACGCGCUGGGCGUGCAGGAUGGCGCCAGCUGGGUGUGGCACGGCAAGGUCCUGCUGCACGAGGGGCCCGAGAUUGAGCCGGAGCUGUGCCUGGUGAAAUUGUCGCCAGGUGGCUCGGAUGCAGACGAGGUCCGCGAGUUCGACCUGAAGAAGAGGCAGUUUGUCCCCGAAGCCGAAGGCGGCUUCCGGCUCCCCGCCUGCAAGUCGCAGGUCUGCUACUUCGAUCGCGACACGCUCAUCGUGGGCACUGAUCUGGGCAAGGAGGGGGACAUGACAGACUCCGGCUACCCCAAUCGCGUGCGGAUGUGGAGGCGGGGGACACAGCUGGCGGACGCUCCCGUGGUUUUCGAGGGGUCCACGACAGAUGUGGCGACGUUCUCGCAUCGGUACCUCGACCGUGGCGUGUGGCAUGAGGUGAGAUCGCGCAUGGUGACUUUUUACACGUCGGAGUACACGUGGAAGCAUGGAGGGGAAUGGAAGAAGCUGGACAUUCCAGAGGAUAUGUCCGUCUCGACCUUCAAAGACACGUUCCUGCUCACUCUCCGCAGCGACUGGAGCGUGAACGGGUGCACCUUCAAGCAGGGUGCCCUCCUGUCCAUCGGUCUGGAGGCCUUCUUCGCGGGAGACCUGUCGAGCAUCACCGUUCUUUUUGAGCCUUCCCCGUCGGAGUCGCUUCAGAGCCAGUGCGGGACACUGAACUUCCUGAUUCUGGGGCUGCUGAGCGACGUGAAGACAAAGUUGAAGGUGUGGGAGUACAAGGCUGGAGCCUGGCAUCACAGAGGAGACCAGACUGACUACGGCAUGGAGAGCAUUGACCUCCGUGCUGUGGAUUCUGACUGUUCGGACGAUCUGUGGGCCACGGUUUCAGGCUACAUCCGCCCGUCCAGUCUCUACCUCGCCUCGAUCGGGUCCAUUCUCGAGGGGAAGCUGCUGAACGAGCCCCCACUGAAGGCCCUGCCGCACUUUUUUGAGGCGGGCGACCUUGAGGUGCAGCAGCACUUCACGCCGUCCAAGGAUGGCACAAUGAUACCUUAUUUUCAGAUUUGCAAGAAAGGCCUGAAGCUGGAUGGGUCGAACAAGACUCUGCUGUAUGGCUAUGGUGGCUUUGAGGUCAGUCUGACGCCUGGCUACAGUGGUUCGCGCGGGUGUGCGUGGUUGGAGCAGGGUGGAGUGUGGGUGGAUGCGAAUAUUCGAGGUGGUAGCGAAUACGGGCCACAGUGGCACCAGUGCGCGAAGAAGGCCAAUCGCCGCAAGUGCUAUGAGGACUUCGAGGCCGUCGCGGAGGAUCUCAUCGCAAGGGGUGUCACGCGCAGGCAGCAUCUUGCCUGUCGCGGUGGGUCGAACGGCGGCUUGCUGAUAGGCAACAUGCUAGUCAGGCGCUCCUGGGAGCUGUUUGGGGCCCUCGUGUGCGAGGUGCCCCUGCUAGACAUGAAAAGGUUCCACAAACUGCUGGCGGGUGCUUCCUGGAUGGGCGAGUACGGCGACCCUGAUAAGGACUGGGACGACUUCCUGCAUGAAUACUCCCCCUAUCACAACGUCUCGGAUGAGACAGCGUACCCGCCGAUUUUCUUUGUCACCUCCACGAAGGAUGACCGAGUUCACCCUGCGCAUGCACGGAAGAUGGUCGCCAGGAUGCUGUCCCAUCCCACUGGUGCUGCCACCACAUUGUACUACGAGAACAUAGAGGGGGGUCAUGGUGGAGCCGCUGACAACAAGCAGCGUGCUUAUAUGGAUACUCUGAAAUUCAAGUUUUGUUUGAAGAUGCUCGGUGAUGUUCAGGCGUGAGCCAGCUUAUUUUAAUACGGUGUGGCCGUCUAAGGUCAAGGAUUGCUUGGUUUAAUAUAAGACGCCUACGGAUCUCGCCAAACGUUGGCCGAGGUUUCCGAGGCUCAUUUCUCAAUAAAAUUGUUUUUAUUCCCUCAGCAUUCGGUUGGGACUCGGGUAGGUUGAGUGCUGGUGUGCACCAUUGAUGCUCAUCGUCUUGUUUUCCAGCCAAGAGCCUCUACGGAACGUAGCGCCCCUUCACCCAGUUUUCAGUGCGGCAAUGCCUCGCCACUCUCGUCUCUUGCGCGCCUCACUCCACUCGCUGUCCGCGCGCGAGAGCUUGUUCGCUCAUCGAUUUGAUGGGGAAGCUUACACACGCGGCCGAGCAACAAA
This is a messenger RNA of Prorocentrum cordatum, 2539 nucleotides long. NCBI's taxonomy places the organism in Eukaryota, Dinophyceae, Prorocentrales, Prorocentraceae. The record is from the annotation of a GenBank genome assembly.